Molecule: messenger RNA, 2520 nt
Organism: Colletotrichum acutatum
Lineage: Eukaryota; Fungi; Ascomycota; Sordariomycetes; Glomerellales; Glomerellaceae
Product: WD repeat domain-containing protein
Exons: 3
Coding region: 1-2520 (839 amino acids)
Biological process (GO): tRNA wobble uridine modification
Cellular component (GO): elongator holoenzyme complex
Molecular function (GO): protein binding
Source: RefSeq, a predicted model, not a curated record
AUGGCUGGCACACAGCCCUCAAUAGAGUAUCUGUCAACAGGAGCCAACAGGCAGACUGCCGUCGCCGACUGGAGCCCAUGUGGUCUUCUUGCCUUUGGCGCUGACUGCAACAUUGCCUUGUGGGCGCCGUCUUCACAAAAUGCAGAGGGCAUCACAACUCUCCUGAGUGGGCACAAGGAGGUUGUCAAAGCAGUCAAAUUUUUGCCCCAAGUGGACGGCGAAGACCGCAAGCUCCUCAUCAGUGGCUCAGAUGACCAAACACUCAAGAUCUGGGCAGUGGACCCAAAGACGAACCAAGGGGAGUGCAUUCAGACGAUACACAAUCAUUCGGCACCCGUGAACUGUAUCGCCAUCCUGCGGUCCAAGGGGACCCAUAAGCAGGUUCUUCUGGCUUCAGGGGCUGCCGACGCAACCAUCAAGAUCUGGAAGCUUGACAGCAGUCAGCUACAGCUGCGCCAGACUAUCAAAACCGCCCCCAAGUACUUUCUCCUAUGCUUGGCUCUCACAGCGCUCGACGAGGCCGAAGAUGUGUUUGUCUUGGCCGCAGCAGGAACAAAAACGUUUGUGCAAAUAUUCGUCGCCGCUGCUGACGAUGAGACCGUCGACUUCAAGCUCCAGGCUACUCUAUCGGGCCACGAAGGCUGGAUACGAUCCCUGGAGUUCACGUGGGAGAAGACGGAGGCGAAUAGUGACCUGCUCCUCGCCUCGGCUAGUCAAGACAAGUAUGUCAGACUAUGGCGUCUGCACUUGGGCAAGGAAUUGCCGUCACUCGCCGCGGAAGGCUCAGAUCCUCUAAGCGGUGCCUAUCUGCCGGGCAAGUCUCCCUCAAAUAAGGCCCACCGGCUUCAGUCCGCCGGCAAGGACUUCUCCAUCACCUUCGAGGCCCUCCUCCUCGGCCACGAAGACUGGAUCUACAGCGCAAAGUGGUUCACUAGCCGUGAAUGCAAGCUUCAGCUGCUUUCCACUUCCGCAGACAACUCUCUCGCCAUGUGGGAGGCCGACAGCACCUCCGGUAUCUGGGUCAGCAUGGUCAGGCUAGGCGAGAUCAGCAGAGAGAAGGGCGCGACGACGGCGACGGGCAGCAUCGGCGGCUUUUGGACAGGUCUCUGGGCACCCGACGGCAAGUCCGUCGUCUGCCUGGGCAGGACGGGCAGCUGGCGCCGCUGGGUUUACGACGAUGAGCGUGAUCAGUGGAGGAACGCCAUCGCCGUCAGUGGCCACACUAGAACCGUCACGGGCAUCGCGUGGUCCCGCGAUGGGGAUUAUCUCAUGUCCACGAGUUCGGAUCAGACAACACGUCUCCACGCCCGUUGGAAACGCGGUGAUGCCGUCAUUGGCGCCCGCUCGUGGCAUGAGAUGUCCCGUCCCCAGAUCCACGGCUACGACCUCAACUGUAUCGACACUUUGGGCGCCUCCCAGUUCGUCUCAGGCGCCGACGAGAAGCUCAUGCGCGUCUUCAGCGAGCCGCGCGCCGUCGCCAAGAUGCUCCAGACCCUGGGCGGGAUCGAGAGCGGCGCACCCGCGGAAUCUAUGCCAGAUGGCGCCAACAUGCCCGUGCUAGGCCUCUCCAAUAAGGCCAUCGACGCCGUCGACGACGACCAGGAAGUCCAAGCCGACGAUCAGUACGACCGCGAAGCCGUCGACCCGGCGACCGUUGUCCGCAAGUCCAUGCUCGACAUUGACCACCCGCCCUUUGAAGAGUCUCUUUCGCGGCACACCCUCUGGCCGGAGACGGAGAAGCUUUACGGCCAUGGCUACGAAAUCUCCUGUCUGGCCGCCAGCCACGACGGCAAGCUCAUCGCUAGCGCCUGCAAGGCGAGCUCUCUCAACCAUGCUGUCAUCCGCGUCUUUGAGACGGAGCGCUGGACCGAGGUCAGGCCACCGCUGGCGGCGCACACUCUGACCGCCACGAGGCUGCGGUUCUCCUCGGACGACCGCUUCCUCCUCAGCGUGGGCAGAGACCGACAGUGGGCCGUCUUCGAGCGUGGAAGUGACGGGCAGCAGUAUUCCCUCCUUCAGGCGAACCCCAAGGGCCACACGCGCAUGAUUCUCGACGCCGCGUGGGCGCCUCUGUCGACGAGUGAUGGUAGCAGCAGUAGGGUGUUUGUUACGGCGGGACGUGACAAGAACGCCAAGGUUUGGGUUGGCAAAGAGGCCGCAAAGGAUGAGCAAGGCGUCAGCAAGAUCGAGUUCACGUUAGCUUCGAGUAUUGCCUUUGACGGGCCCGUCACGGCUGUCGACUUCCUCGGCAGACGAGGUGCCGGUGGCGAGCUCGCCCUUGCCGUCGGCACCGAGUCUGGCAAGAUCUCUCUUUGCACGCUGACCCCUGAGACGUUCCAGCCGGCCGGCACACUCCAGCUUUCGUCGAGCCUAUGCCUCCCGAAACCCGUUUCGCAACUCGCAUGGCGACCAUCAAAGAGCGAUAGCAGCACAGACGAAUUAGGCAUCGCAGGUGAAGACAGUUCCUUGCGGGUAUACAGCUUCACAGGACUAGGGGCGCCGUCCAAGUCCGACGAAUGA